UUUCAGGAUAUGUUGGGGCGAUCCGCGCACACCCUGCGGUUCAUUUCAGCUGCAGGAACGUCGUAUCAGUCUGCUAGGAAUACAUGGAUUCUUAGGCGAGUUUAUGCACCGGAACCCACUCCGCCUGGUAAAGUGCAGCGAAAUCCGGAAGAGCUGCCGAAUCUGAUGAAGCUGGAGACUGUAGAGUAUGAGACAUUGAAACCGGCCGGACCAUUGAAGGUCAUUCUGCUGCAAGACAUAGAAGGAGUUGGGCAUCAAUUUGAUGUCGUUGAUGUCGACAGAAGGCUGGCCAGAUCAGAUCUUCUCCCCACAAGAAAGGCCGUAUAUGCAUCACCGUUUGACUUGGAAUAUUAUGCCAAAGUCAAAGAGAAAAUGGCUGAUGAACUAGCGAAGAGGGUGCGAAUACCUUAUGAAUUCAUCUGCAUUGGGCGAGAUCUCCAGGCAAUGAUAGUACCAGUCAAAGUCAGCAUGGAAAACAAGUGGACAAUCAAUAAGAAAGUCAUUAAAACUUCGCUACGGCAAAACGGAGUGGAUAUGCUAGAUGAUGCGAUAUUUCUCGAAGACGAAACUAUCAACGGACCUAAUUUCGAAAUAGAAGCACGUCUAAUCAGAUUCUAUGUUGUGGUGUCCAAGCAGUACAUUGUGCCUAUGCUAGGCAAAAUAACCCACAUUUCUGUCGAUGAGUCAAAACAGAUGCUGACGCCAGAUAGCACACGUGCACCAACUUCUGCUCAGUUGGCGCGAUUCGGAAUCAAAGAAGAACAACCACAUUAUAGUCAAACUCCAGACAUAGAUGAGAAUUUCCCAGUUGUUGACUUCAUGAAAAGAAAGGCGCGAUAGUCUAUGAAGAUCACGUAGCUGUUUUACUGCUGCAUUCAAGUUGUGCAUUUAUGUAUAUGUUCUAUUCGUUGUACAUUUUGUUGUUCGUUAAAGAAUUUUUUUU
Cylicocyclus nassatus is the source of this 943-nucleotide messenger RNA. The record is from the annotation of a GenBank genome assembly. Lineage: Eukaryota; Metazoa; Nematoda; Chromadorea; Rhabditida; Strongylidae.